Molecule: messenger RNA, 1335 nt
Organism: Chelmon rostratus (copperband butterflyfish)
Lineage: Eukaryota; Metazoa; Chordata; Actinopteri; Chaetodontiformes; Chaetodontidae
Gene: smap1
Product: small ArfGAP 1
Exons: 11
Coding region: 1-1335 (444 amino acids)
Biological process (GO): regulation of clathrin-dependent endocytosis
Molecular function (GO): metal ion binding; GTPase activator activity
Source: RefSeq, a predicted model, not a curated record
AUGACAACGCGGUCGGAGAGAGAAAAAGCCCAGAAAUUGAAUGAGCAGCAUCAGGCCAUUCUGUCCAAACUGCUGAGAGAAGACGACAACAAGUAUUGUGCUGACUGUGAGGCAAAAGGUCCUCGAUGGGCAUCAUGGAACCUCGGGGUGUUCAUGUGUAUCCGCUGUGCCGGCAUCCACCGGAACCUCGGUGUCCACAUCUCCAGAGUCAAAUCUGUCAAUCUGGACCAGUGGACACCUGAGCAGAUCCAGAGUAUGGUGGACAUGGGCAACAACAGGGCCAGGCAGCUGUACGAAGCCCACCUACCAGAGAGCUUCAGACGGCCACAGACAGACCAAGCAGUGGAAGUGUUCAUCCGGGACAAGUACGAGAGGAAAAAGUACUACGACAAGGAGGCACUGGCUACAGCUCCACAGAAGUCAUCUGAGGCCGUUCCUCCCUCCACCUCACCCUCCUCGCAGGCUGACAGGAGCAGACAGGAGGUGCAGAAGGAGCGUGAGAAGAAAAAAGAGGAGAAGAAGAAAGAGAAGGAUGCUGAUAAAGUGGAGCGACACAACAACACAAAGCAGUCGGAGUGCAGAGCCAGCCCCAAGGACAGCACAGAGCCGGCUGUGGACCUGCUGGGCCUGGAUGCUCCAGAGGGUGGUGGGAAGGGCUCAGGCAGUGCUGCACCAAUUGGCGAUGAACUGGACAUCUUUGGGCCAAUGGUCUCCAACCCUCUCCCCUCAUCCAACAACACACAGCAGGCUCAGUCUGCUUCCAGUACAGCACCUCCACAGGCAGACCCCUCCACCUCCUCCUCUGCCUCCUCCUCUACCUCUACCACUACCACCACGAAGGCGGAGCAGAAGAAGCUUUUAUCUAAAGACUCCAUCCUGUCUCUGUAUGCCAGCAGCUCAGUGGGCAGUCAGCCGCAGAGCCAGCAACAGCCUGCUCCAGGACAAGCAGGGAUGUACAUGGGCCAGCCUCAGAUGCAGUUCGCUCCGCAGGGUUUCUCCCCAGGGAUGGGCGGCGCCGUCCCACCCACCACCAUGAUGGGCGGGGGGGCCAUGAUGUCCGGCGUGGCCCUGUCCAACGGCGGCUACAUGGGCAUGCAGCAGCAGCAGGGCGCCAUGCCGGUCAACCAAGGGCAGAACGUGUACAGUAUGCAGCAAGGACAGCAGCAAGGACAGUGGAAUAUGAGCCAGAUGACCCAGCAGAUGUCAGGCAUGGCCAUGAGUGGCGGAGGGCCCACACCGGCCACUUUCAACCAAUCAGGGGCCCCCGCAGCCGGUUGGCCCACGGCUCCACCGGCAGCUUCCGGCCAGACCCUCAGCACUCAGCUGUGGAAGUGA